Stereum hirsutum FP-91666 SS1 is the source of this 2808-nucleotide messenger RNA. RefSeq names its product GPI-inositol-deacylase. Gene Ontology annotation, biological process: endoplasmic reticulum to Golgi vesicle-mediated transport; GPI anchor metabolic process. Lineage: Eukaryota; Fungi; Basidiomycota; Agaricomycetes; Russulales; Stereaceae. The record is from RefSeq and is a predicted model, not a curated record. The transcript is spliced from 8 exons. The coding region runs from base 1 to 2808 and encodes 935 amino acids. Gene Ontology annotation, molecular function: phosphatidylinositol deacylase activity. Gene Ontology annotation, cellular component: endoplasmic reticulum.
AUGGCACGCACGCAAGUCUUCCUAGGGUUUCUGUCCCUGGGUCUUCUUCUGGUGCUUUACAAAGCGGCGUCUCAGGUCCCCAGUACGCUCUCACCACAGGGAUGCCGCAUGUCAUACAUGUCUCCAUCAUACCUUUUGCAAUCUUCAUUCAACCGAACAUGGACCCACCUUGCGGACCGAUAUUCUCUAUGGUUAUAUCGAGAGGUCGGCUGGGAAGAUCAGACGCUGGGCGGUGUCCCGGUCCUGUUCAUCCCAGGUAAUGCGGGCUCGUCCCGGCAGGCUAGGUCCAUAGCAUCGUCCGCCACAAGGCAAUAUUACGAGUCCCCACAUAAAGUGGCCUCAGAGUUUGCCGAUAAACAAUCUUACAGGCCUCUGGAUUUAUAUACGCUCGAAUUCAACGAAGACCUAUCCGCUUUCCAUGGUCCUACCCUCGAAUCCGAAGCUGCAUAUACAGAAAAGGCCAUAACCUUCAUCCUCUCCCAAUACCCACCGAAUACUUCGAUCGUCAUCAUGGCACAUUCCAUGGGCGGCGUAGUUGCCACCUCGCUCCUCCCAAAUCCCAACAUCGCAGCUAUCAUCACCAUGUCGACGCCACACACUCUACCUCCAGCUCGUUUCGAUCGCCGUAUUGCUAAAAUCUACGAAUCAAGCCUCGUGUCUGUCGCUGAGGACAUGACACCGAUCUUGUCUCUCUGUGGUGGUGCUACGGAUAUGAUGAUCCCUUCUGAAUCCUGCGUAAUUCCAGAUGGGGAGGGAUAUAGGAAGACAGUGUUCACGACUGCAUUGGAGGGUUGUUGGACGGGUGUCGGCCAUCAAGUCAUGGUGUGGUGCCAUCAGGUCAGAUGGCGUGUGGCACGGGCAGCGUUAGAACUGGGCGCUGUUUCUACGCCUUCUCAGCGGAUCGCUGUGCUUGAUCGUUGGUUGAACGAUGGCCAUUCCUUUUCUCAUCAUUCGUCCGACGACGUAGGAUGGACACCAUCGGCACCAGUAUCUUUAACACUGGAUGAAAAGUUGACUUUGAAGAAUCCCAGGGAGCAACACACCUACUUUCUUCCGAUCGGAGGCUCGCCGACAAGCAAGUUCAUCUUGUAUCUCUCGCAAGGAUCCAUUAUGUCUGUAUCUCCGCCAUAUCCCCUACCUCUCUCCGCUUCUGUGCGUCUAUGCCGAGGGUCGCCGUCAACUGGUAUCUGUGAGAUCCUCAUGCCGACUACCGUUCGACUGCUGCCCACUCUAGGCCCCGAUCGUCCGGCACCUCCUCCUUUAGAGGGCAUUGACGAAUCGGAAGGAGUCGUCUAUUUUGCUGCAGAUAUACCGGAGGCUGAAGAAAUACAGGAAGAGAGAUGGGUUGCUGUUGAUGUGCGGGGUACGGAUGGUCGUGGUUGGCUCCAGGGUGGCUUUAUCCACGAUAACCGUGGUCGCACAACCCACAAUCUUACUGUCCAUGGCGUUUUACACAGGGACGUAACAGUAUCAGUGCAGGGGUCAUCCCUUAGACAGAUCCUUGAGUUCCCGAAGCUUUCAUCGGAUGCACUUCUCGCCUACCGCUUGACUCCUAAGUUUUCUGUCUCGCGCUCAUGCGAUGAAACGUUGCUACCCCCUCUACUCCAACUUGCUGCCGGCCCAGAAUCUCAUUUCUAUUCUCUCGCCGCCUCCGAAACACAUCCUCAAACGACUCUCGUUAUUCAUGCACAUAACUCCGGGCCUUUCAUUCAUAAUUCCCCUUCACAUGGCAACGGGAUGAACCUCUCUAUUUACUCAACGCUCGAUGAUGGGUGUGCAAUUGAGUCCAUCGCUUUACGAGUGGACUACUGGGGUACCCUGGGGAAUGUCGCGGCUCGCUACUGGGUCGCAUGUGCAGGUUGGACGGUAGGCGUAGUGCUUUGGGUGCUGUUCGAUGCAUGGGCUGUUCAUGAACAAGGAGGCUCUAUGCCCACUGUUGGCCAGUCACUCGAAUCGUUCGUGAAAAGGAGACUACCUCUGCUGACAGUGACAGCAUUCUUCGUUUCUCUCAUCCCCAUGCCCGUCAAUAUCCUACUUGGAAACAGUGGCCAAGCCAUAUUUUCCCCUAUCGCUCCCGUGCUCCUGAUCCUCGUAACUGGCAUGGUAUGUAUAAGUUGGUGGCUGUUAAGUCUCUUCAUGUGGCCAUUCAACAGACUUCAACGCUUCACUAAUCCCUCUUGUAGACGAACAGAAGACACAAGAGUCCACCGACGAACCGCAUUCUCAAUGCUGUUCAUCUUCGCCCUCAUCUUCGUCUUCGUGCCCUGGCAAAUCGCCUUCCUGGGUUGCUACAUCUUCCACUUCUUCACCUGCGCCACCGACACGACCAACACCCGACAAACCACUGCCGCUUCUAGAACUCCACCACCAAGAUCGCCAUCUCCCGCGCGCCUCAGUUCCUCGCUUGAUAUCCACCAACAAAACACCCAUAUCCUCCUCCUGAUGACAUGGCUUUUACCGCUCGUCGCACCUGUACUGGCUGUAUGGGUCAGAACGCUUGCGACGGCUGGUUUGACGACACCGUUUGAUGGUGACCACAAUGUAUGGGCUGUAGCCCCCUGGCUCAUCCUAGUAGACUAUGCAUCCUGGACUCAGAGUUCGCUUCUUUCUCGUGAGAAAAUCGAGCCUAUUUCGCUGCGAUGGCUUUUCCUUGGAGCUUCAGGCGUCGCAUUCAUGGUCGGCGCCGGAAGGACCUACCGUGUUUUUGAUGGAGUGUGGUUAGCCAUUAGCCUGGCUGUGAUGAUACGCAUAGGACCAAGAUACUGGGGAGGACAAUCAUGGCCGCAGAUUUUACGGAGAGGGAAAUGA